AUACCUGUAACCGCAUAUCUGACAGGAAAUAGUGCAUGUGCUGUUGGGACUGGUUUAAAUUAAAUAGAGGGUCACACGCUUGGGAGGUCUAGUGCUGUUUUCACAUGACGCAAUAACUGUGCCUGAUUGAUAGUACCUGGCAGGAAAUCAUUGUAGCCAGGUGGAAUUUUGUCAUUCAGCGACUAUUUAAUUUUCUUUGGCAGUCAGUGGGUUAAAGACUUAAAGGGACAACUGUGAUUUCCAUAAACCAGUAAGGACAGUGACAUUAACCAAACGCAACAUAUUGCACAAUAACCACCGUGUAUUGUAUCUGUCACUACUGAGGUCUGGCCCUACACGUGUAACACGGUGCUUAGAGCUUCCGGGCACCAGGGGGCGCUGGUCCAGCCAGGCUCCAUAAUAAACCGUGAGUCCGUCAGUGCACAGCACAUGUUGCGGUGUCCGUGUGCGGAGCCGGUGAGUCACUGUUACACAGCACUUUGGUUUGAUUUUCGCCAAGUCAUCGUGCGGUGUUUAUAGGGAGGCUUCUGCGGCUCGGAGCUCAGUGAGAAGCGAGGAAGCAAGCGCUACGCCAUGGGCACUGACAGCACGGCAGCCCGUACACUGCUGGACAGGGCGGACACGCUUAACCUGCAGACCGGUAAUCUGCUCAACUGGGGCCGCUUAAAGAGCAAGUGUCCGCUCAACCCCAGCGAGGAGCUGCACGAUUGCAUCAGAACAACGCUAAAUGAAUGGAGCUUAAAGAUCAGUCCAGAACUUGUACAGGAAUCUCCACAAACUCUAGAAUGUUCACUUUCACAGGCAAUUGAGACUAUAAACCCAGAUGAGAGAGAAGAAAUGAGAGUAUCUGCCAAGUUGUUUGUUUUGGGGUCUGGCAUUUCCUCAAUUAGACGUGCUGUAGACAUGGCGUGUUCCACCCUUGGAGUCACCCAGUUAGAUUCUGUGAUCAUCGCACCACCCCCACUGGAAGACGGCACCAGCCUUUCCUUAGAGCACUUACAACCCUAUUGGAGAGAGCUAGAAAGUCUAGUUCAAGACAAGAAAGUUGUUGCUAUAGGAACGUCGGAUUUAGAUAAACCUGUUUUGGAGCAGCUAUACCUGUGGGCGCAGGUGAAACCGAACAGCAACCAGGUUAAUCUUGCGUCAUGCUGCAUAAUGCCACCUGAUCUGACUGCAUUUGCAAAAGAGUUUGACAUUCAGUUAUUGACGCACAAUGAUCCCAAGGAGCUCCUGUCAGAAGAGAGUUUCCAAGAGGCUCUUACUGAAGGUAUCCAGGAAUGUCAAGCAGUUGAGUGGUCUCCAGCAUGGUUCCUGCGAUACUCAGUCAUCGUUAAAACACGUGGGAUUAUAAAAUCAAAAGGUUAUAUUUUGCAAGCUAAAAGGAACGUGUCACCUUAGCAGCACAAGAGUUCUUUUAAUACCCAAAGACCACUGGCUGUGAUUUUCAGACCCACCUAUGACAGUCAUUGCAUGAAAGAUGUUUCUGAAGACCAAAUUAGUUAGUUGAUACGGUAUGUGUGCAGCCUGCAUGCUGAGUACACAGCAGAAGUCACAUGCGUCUAGUGAAUGGACUAUUCCUUAAUUAGACAAUAUGUAUAUAUUGUAAGAAAUGUGUGAGCAACGAUUGUGUUUUUCAUGUCAUUUAGCUCCAUAUUGGGCUAUGAAAUGUUUUCAUGACAAAGGUUAAGAAAAGUAACCUCCGACAUAGGUUUCAAAACUACUCUAUGUAUUUCCGUUUUUAGUCAAAACUAGAUAUGAAGCCCAUUGCAUUUAGUAUAUAUGUUCAUAGUUCUCUUAAGAGGUGUAGAAGGCAAGAAAAAAAACACCUCGGAAAAAAGCUGUUAAAUAUUAAAAUAGAUCUGUUAAUGAACAUGAACAAAGCUCUACAUGAGCAGAAUAAAUAGGUUUACUUGGCACAUUACACAUGGAUUAAAAAAAAAAUUGGAAUAAGUUUUAAAUGACCCUCUUCGAUUAAACUAAUAUAUGCCUACCGUGUCCCUUUUAGGCUCUGUGUGGGUAUCAGAACUGUUUAAGGAUAACUGUCUAAUAUUAGGGCUUGAAAAUGUGUUUUAAUACACUGAAUAAUCUCAUUUAAAACAGAAUAUUUUACUCCAGUUCUUAAAAAAGAAAAAAAGAUGCACGUACAAAUGCUUUGUAAGAUACAGAAUGGGCUUUAAGGUGGCGUACAAGUGCAGUAGGAAAAUGUGUUAAUGUGCUAGAGUAUUUUACUGUUUCACUUCUGUGUGUUUGACACAGUCUGCUCUGGAACAGCAAUGCGCUACUGCUCCUGUGCUGGGCGUGGUUGGUGAUCGGCAGUUAUGCACUUAUGCUGUUUGGUUUACUGUCCAUAUCCAGUAUACAGACAUGCACUGCUGCUCCAGAUUGAACUUUAAAGGGACAUAUUACCAGUAUGCUGCCUGAUUUGAAACUGAUGGAGGAUAUUAGAAAAGCAAAAUAACUAAAAAAAAAUUGCAUGAAGUUCUUUCCUCCCAUUGUAAUACUUUUAAGCAUCCAAUCGGAAUGCUUGUCCUGAGAAAUCCAGGUAUGCUUUAUUAAACUGUUUUGUUUCUCACUAUUCUUCUGGGGUAAAUGAGAAUUCACAUUAAGUAACGUGUCCCUUUAUGUAUUUAACCCCUUUACUCUAGCACAUUAGAGCAUUUUAAUAGUUCUUUUGUUUAUGUCCCUUUUUAAAAGCAAUGUAGAGCUGCGCAUAUUCCUUACAGUUUCUGAUUUGUAAAAUAUUCUAUGACAAUGUGGCAAAAUUUUCAAGGGACAUUUAACUCAGAAAAUAUUCUACCAUCCACAUAAAGCAGAAUUUAAACAGGUUGUGUUUUUUUGGCUGAAGUAAUAUUAAGUAUAAACUAUUAAAUUGAAACUAAUAGUGUAGUCAUCCGUGCCCUUUCUUCUAAUGCCCAUUGGCUGAUAGUGAUCACUAAUGAGCAGUGACAGGAUAUGCACAACUGACACUGCUGUUAGUUUUAGUCUGCCCUCAUCAUGUUUAUAUGUGUCUAUCAUAGGAAUAUUUUGAGUACAGUGUCCCUUUUAAAUAUCAAGUUACGGUUUAAUAUUCUAUAUCCAUGAUGGCUAACCUUAGCAACCCCAGAUGUUUUUUUGAAACUACAUUUCCCAUGAUGCUUAGGCACUUUGCACUCUAGUUUAGCAUCAUGCAGUUCCAAGACAUCACUGUUUUAUGUUUUUGUUUUUGGUCGUACUGAGGAGUCUUAGCCUUAAAACAUUAUGUACAUUUGAUAUACGCACAGCUUGUAACUUCUGUUAAGGCAGGGGAAAGAUUGUUCCUUUACAGUUAAUUAUAUUUUCUAUAGUAAAAAGAAAAAACACAGAGGUUUGCAGUAUAAACCUGGGUGUCAUUUCCUCAUUCAUUAAAGUCGUUUUGCUGCUUAUUAAACCAUGAGAGCACUGAAGGUUAGGAAAAUGUUACUGCCGUUAUCAUUCUGCUGUAACUUUGACUCGCAGAUAUUACUCAAGUGGCUGAACUGGCACAAAUUCGACUGAUUAUUAACCUUGUUAAUCUCCUCUGGCUCAGAACCACAAUUUUUCCAGUAUAAUAUAUCUACUCAUGAAAGCAAAAAAAAUCACUUUUAUUACUCCUAUCCAAUACUGACUGUUACACUGAUUAUAUACUCAUUAACAGAUCCUAUUUAAAGGUACAUAACCCCCUAUUCAAUGUGCAUUUUAAAAGCAACUUUAUUUUUAAGCUUGCAGGCACCUUCUUAAUUCUUCUACCCGCUUGCAGCUGAAACGGUAGCAAGCAUUUGGACAGCAGUGGAAAGUAUGAGGUACCUUCUGCUGCUUUUAAAAAGACUCAAAAAUGAAUAUCUUAGAUCAGACAUUCUCAAACUUGGCCCUCCAGAGGUUUUGGAACUACAUUUCCCUGGCUGAGCAUCAUGGGGAAUGUAGUUCCAAAACCUCUGGAGGGCCAAGUUUGAGGAUGUCUGAUCUAAGGGGUAGUAAUUUUUCUUUCUUUUUUAAGCUUAAAAAUGUAUGUUCUUAAAUGCCUAUUAGAAUUAAUGAAUGAACCUGUAUUUACUUUUUUUUUUUUGUCCCUUAAAGGGAAAUUAAAUACUUUGAGAUGGUAACAUAAAAUUAUAAAUCGUGCGUAUAUAUAAAAAAACAAACAAACAAAAAAAAAACUCUUAAGUAUACUUUCAUUAUUUUGUCCCCUUUUCAUGUAAAUCUAUUCUGAAAUUGUGAGCUUUCCAGUUUCUGUUAGAAAUGGAAGUGCAGAACACUGUUAUAUUACACACAGCCAUUGGCUACACGCUCUAGUGACCUAUUUAUAACUGUCCCUAAUUGGCCAUAGAAGAGAAAGUAACCUAAGUUACAACAUAGCCAUUCCUAUUGUUUUAUAGAUACCAAUAAUUUACAUUUUUGUCAAUAUUUAAACAGCAAAUGAAUCUUUAAAAAACACCUACAUAUUAUUCUCAGACUAAUCUUUUCUUUGAAUGCAUCCUACUAUUAUUUAUUUAGUGUUUAAUGUCCCUUUUUAAGUGAGGGUUAGGGAACUAAAAGUCCAUGAAUGGUUUUAUAAAACAUUUUAUCUGUUGCAUUAUUGGGAUACUGUAAUGUAAAAUAAAACAAUAAGUCAUCAAUACAAAAAACAUUAUUUAAAGGGACAUUAAACCCAGAAUUUUUCUUUCAUAAUUCAGACAGAGAAUACGAUUUUAAACAACCUUCCAAUUUACUUCUAUUAUCUAAUUUGCUUCAUUCCUUAGAUAUCCUUUGUUAAAGAAAUAGCAAUGCACAUGGGUGAGCGAAUCACAUAAGGCGAAUAUGUGCAGCCACCAAUCAGAAGCUACUGAGCCUAUCUAGAUAUGCUUUUCAGGGAAGAAUAUCAAGAGAAUGAAGCAAAUUAAAGAAUAGAAGUAAAUUAGAAAGUUGUUUAAAAUGGUAUUCUCUAUCUGAAUCAUGAAGAAAAAAAAAUUGGGUUUAAUGUCCCUUUAAAUAUCUUAUUCUUGCAAGUACACAACUGAUUCUGGUUUAUUGGUUUAAGUAUGAAGCUUUUAUUUAAUAUUUUCUAAGCAAAAAAAUGCUUACGUCUUUUUAAAUGCUUUUUUUCUAUUUGGAUAACAAAUUCUUGAUGAAGUACAGUAUCCAUCUAAAGGGGGAAAUGCAUACGGCCGGGUUCUUCUGAGUAAGCAACUAAAGUCUAAUAAAUAAGAAAGAAAACUGACGAGAUUAGAAAUGCUUUUAGUAAAAGCUGCUGUAAUUGUAGGAUAAUAUAUUUAGCAGUGAUGUUUUAUAAUUGCACCGGUUUCCUCUUUGCCUUAUAUGAAAUGUUGAUGUUCUAUUCGGAUCAAUGUCUGGUAUGGAGGUCUGAGACUAUUUUUACAGGUUUUUUUCUGCUGUUAAAUAUCAUUGUUAGAUUUUGAUGUGACGCAAUAUAUUUAUUUUUUACAAAAGUAAGUUCCUUAUGCAACAUCAGUAUGCAGAGCACUGUGUUGUAGACCACCCUGGAGGUUAAAGGGUUAAGUGGUAUAACUGAUAAUUGUUUAAUUAAGAAGAAAAUACUCAACAUGUUUGUUACUGUGCAUGAACUUUAUUCUAGCUUUGGAGUGUAGGUUUUUGCACUUUUUUUUUUUUUUUUAAGUACGUUUUUCUUUUGUUGCUAGAACUAAAUCUUUUUCAGCAACUUUGUUACAUGUUCCCAUUUUAUAACCUUAAAGGGAUAGUCUAAUCCAAAUUAAACUGUCACGUUCAGAUAGAGCAGGCAAUUUUAAGCAACUUUCUAAUUUACUCUUAAUUUUUUUUGUUCUCUUGCUAUCUUUAUUUGAAAAAGCUGGAAUGUAAGUUUAGGAGCCCCAUCUUUGGUUCAGGACCUGGGUAGCACUUUCUGAUUGGUUUCUGAAUCAUAAAGGCAAAAUAAUGUUUUAUAUCCCUUUUAAUGAAUGCCUAUUGCAUUGUUUUUGUGUUAAAAUAUUUUAAUGGUCAAUUAAAUUUUGAUAUUUGUCAAUGAAAUGUUACCAUAACUUUCACCUUUUAGUCUAGUCAUUUGCAGACCACUUGCAAAUCUGAGAUUUUUCUCAUAGUUACUUAUAACAAUCGGGUAGUUCACAUUUUAAUAAAACUAUAAAUUGACUUCCCCUAAAGAGUUUUACUUUGAUUUGGGAACUUCUAGACCACCUGUACUUUAAUUCUGCAUAAAUCUAAUCCGAAACUGAUCAGUCUUGAAUGACUGGUUGUGUUUAUUGUAUAAGGUCAAAAUAUCGGUAAUUGUUUUGUAUGGUUUUUUUUUUUUUUCAGCAUAACUGUCUAAUAUUUUUCCAAAGCUGUAUCUAUCUUUUUUUAUGCUGCUAUUGUGACCGUUGCACUAUUUAUAUGAACUUUAAUUCUAGAUUUAUGACUAUUGUUGUUGUAACCUAAUUAAAACCAUUAUAUUGAUUAAGUAUUCAAUAAAAUUGUAAUAUUAAGUUAA
Messenger RNA from Bombina bombina (fire-bellied toad), 6433 nucleotides. It is a transcript of the gene GCLM, whose product is annotated as glutamate-cysteine ligase modifier subunit. NCBI's taxonomy places the organism in Eukaryota, Metazoa, Chordata, Amphibia, Anura, Bombinatoridae. The coding region runs from base 574 to 1398 and encodes 274 amino acids. The transcript is spliced from 7 exons. The record is from RefSeq and is a predicted model, not a curated record. Gene Ontology annotation, biological process: glutathione biosynthetic process. Gene Ontology annotation, cellular component: glutamate-cysteine ligase complex. Gene Ontology annotation, molecular function: enzyme regulator activity; glutamate-cysteine ligase catalytic subunit binding.